Messenger RNA from Cherax quadricarinatus, 653 nucleotides. The record is from RefSeq and is a predicted model, not a curated record. NCBI's taxonomy places the organism in Eukaryota, Metazoa, Arthropoda, Malacostraca, Decapoda, Parastacidae.
AUGACUCCUUUCAGCCCUCAAGAUAUAGAGGAUCUGAUUGGCACAGCUCUGAUCUACCAGUACAUGUUUACCAAGAGUACGUCACCCUGGGAGAGGUCCCAUUGGACGGAUCGCGAACUGGAGGGAUUUGAGAUCGAUUUAGAGGCCGUGGAUCGCCUCUAUUACGUUCAUCAUGCUGAUGAUGGAGUGUCUGGGAGGGAAUUUGAGUUCGCUGGCAGGAUGGAGUACCAUAACCAUCCUGUUUACGUCAAGAUGUCAGCCGGGUGUGACUUCACAGGCUUCGAUUGUCAAGGAGGAGGCAGCAUCUACAUCUCCCGUGAUGCUCAGAUAUUUCUUGAGGCCAUCCUAGAGGAUGAGUACCAGCCUCGCAGCAUCCUACAAGCCAUGCUGCAGGAUGGUUUGCAGGUGCACGAACCUGCAGCCGUCGGUAGAACGAAGGAUGAGGCCUGCUUGCUGUACGUCAACUUGCAGGAUUACAGCUGAUGCCUACGUGCCGUUGCUAAGGAUGGAUGCAACCUUAAUAUACAUCCUGGAGAAGGAUGGCGAAGACUGGAACAAGUCUACGCAUCCUGGAGAAGGCUGGCGAAGACUGGAACAAGUCUACGCAUCCUGGAGAAGACUGGCGAAGACUGGAACAAGUCUACGCAUCCUGG